AUGGUUAUUAAAAAGGUGAUCAAAAAGAAGGCCCUGACGACGAAGAAGAAGAAGAAGAAGCUGGAGACGAAGAUUCGCGUGGCGGAUGAUGCUCAACGAGAUUUUGACGAUGAGGAUUUUGAGGUUGCCGAUCUUUCGAAUAUUCCGGCGCCGGUCAUCGAAUUCGAACUUCCUUGUAUGAAUUCGACCAAAAAUGGUGCCGAGAAGGAAGAAGGAACCGAUGAAGCCGGCAAAGAGCAGAAGGAGAAGGCUUCUGCUCCUCGAGCUCCAAAGGCGAAAAAAUCGAAAUUGGCAAAAAAUAGUUCAAAGAAAGAGCCGCUCACCGCCCAAAAAUUGAACAAUGAGUUGAUUGAACUGCGCAAAAUUGUGGAAAUUGCCAAAACGCGAGUUUCGCAUAAGAUUGUCCGACGCAGAAAAGUGUUUGAAGGGAAAUUGGAGAAGAAUGCGACGAAGAAGCACGAAUUCGAACGGAAAAUCGCGAGGCUUUCCGAGGAGGCGUUGAAUAUAAAGAAUGUCGACAAAGACACGGUAGCCAAAUUCGCGUUGGUCAAUCGAAAAUCGUUUGAUGAGCUUCGCAUCGACGGCACAACGCCGGUGGCGCAACGAUUGUUAUACAAAUUGGCGUGCGAGGAUGUUGUUGUGAAAAUGGUGGACGGCAUGCGCGCCAAAUAUAGCGAUUGGGACACUAGCGUCGCAUUUUAUCUGCAACGAUUGGGACUGCAAUACGCGGGCAAUAAGAAGGAGCAGAAGGAAAUGGAAGCGAUCGGCGUUGAGGUGGAGGAGGAGGAGCCUAAAAUUGAGACGGAUGAUGAGCAAGAUGAUGAUGAGGAGACUUACGUGACGUCUGAUGUUGAGAUGGUGAACAGCGACGAGGAAGAAGAGGCGAAAGCGGCGGAGAAUCGGCGAAAAAUUCUGUUGGGCCUAAUUAAUGCGAAAGUUGACGAAACGCGGCCGGCGUUGAAGCCGAAAAAGAGGAAAAUUGAAGAAGCUGAUGAGCCGCGGGUGUCGACUUUGAAGAAACCGAAAGAAGAAUUGAAAAAUGAGGCGAAGAAGAUUCUGGAAAGUGUUAUUCAAGAAGCUGAGGUGAAAAAACCGAAAAAGGUUUUGAAGAAAAAGGGAGAAAAGAAGAAGAAAGUCAAGGAAGAACUCGCAGUUGUUGAGAAGCCCUCGACAGCGGUUAUCAAAACGAUCAAUUUGUCGGAUGGUGGGGUUAUUGAGAAGGUCGAGAAGACGGUUAGAGCUGUUGAGAAGCCAAAAGUUUUGGAAGAAGAGGAAGGAGAGGAUGACGAUGAUCCGGCAGCGAAAUUCUUUUUGCCUAAUAAGGAUUUGAAGCCGAAGAGGCCGAAAAAUGUGGAAAAGAAAGAAGUAGCCGAAAUGAAGAAGAAAGGCGCUAGUAAGAAGAAGAAGAGCGCUGUUGAAAAAGGCGAAGUGCAUCCGUCUUGGGCGGCGAGUAUGCAGAAGAAGAAGGAGAUGCAGUCGGCGAAGCCAUGCGGCAAAAAAAUCGUCUUCGACGAUGAUGAUUAA
Messenger RNA from Caenorhabditis bovis, 1524 nucleotides. Lineage: Eukaryota; Metazoa; Nematoda; Chromadorea; Rhabditida; Rhabditidae. The record is from the annotation of a GenBank genome assembly.